AUGCAGACCCGUGAGGAGCAGGUAACUUGGGCUACCUUCAGGACAAGGUUCCUGGAGAAGUACUUCCCAGACAAUGCGAGGCACGAGCGGGAGGCAAAGUUCCUUACCCUCCAGCAGGGAACUAUGACCGUGCAGGCAUACAUAGAGUGGUUCGAGUACUUGGCUCGUUUUUACUCGCCUGUAGUUACCGAGGAGUGGAGGUGUAGGAAGUUCGAGGGCGGACUGAAACAUGAGCUGCGUCGCUUCAUUGCCAAAACUGUGGAGCAGUUGGAGACGGGGUCUAGAAGGGGAGGGAGACAGCAGAAGACUGCUCCAGAUGUCAGAUCACAGAAGAAACCUUAUAGUAGGCCACCAAAUACCUCCUGGAGGCUACAAUGCUAUAACUGCGGUGGGGAGCACUUGAGGAGAGACUGUACUAGACCUGCCAGCAGUACAAGUGGAGGUAGUAGCACUAGAGCCACCCAUUCGUUCGUGUCUAAUGAAUGCGUGAGAACGCUCGGGCUUGCGAUGCGAGAGCUGGAGUGCGAAUUGAUAGUCGCGACGCUAACAUCUGGAGAGGUAUCCACCACUUCUAUAUGUGUGGGGUGCCCCAUGGAGGUGGCAGGCCGCAGGUUCAAGCUGAAUCUUAUUUGUCUGUCGAUGGAGGGAUUGGACGUGAUUCUAGGCAUGGACUGGCUGUCGAGCAACCAUGUUGUCAUCGAUUGCGGACGGCGCAGGGUAGUGUUCCCAGAUACAACAGGGUUGGAGCUUAUCUCGUCUAAUCAGGCGGUGAAGGAGAUUGAGGCUGGAGCUACAUGUUAUAUGAUAGUGGCUCAUGUGGAGAAGAUGAGUACGGCCGAGAAAAUCAGCAAGAUUCUGGUAGUGGAUGAAUACGCAUAUGUCUUUACGGAUGAGAUUCCGGAGUUGCUGCCUAGCAGGGAUGUUGAUUUCUCCAUUGACCUCAUCCUUGGCGCAUGGCCAGUUUCUAUGGCACUGUACAGGAUGGUGCUUGCUGAGUUAGACAAAUUAAAGAAACAGAUUGAGGAUCUACUUGAGAAGAAGUUCAUCCGACCGAGUGCAUCACCGCGGAGAGCACCGCUAAACAAGUUAACGAUAAAGAAUAAGUACCCACUGCCGAGGAUUGAUGACCUAUUGGAUCAGCUGAGGGGAGCUGCGGUGUUCUCGAAAAUAGACUUGAGGUCUGGAUACGAUCAGAUCCUAGUCAGGCCGAAGGACGUACAGAAGACUUCUUUUAGGUCACGUUAUGGCCACUACGAGUAUGUAGUGAUGCCAUUUAGGGUGACCAAUGCGCCGACCAUAUUCAUGGACUAUAUGAAUAGGAUUUUUCGGCCAUAUCUAGAUCAGUUUGUGGUAGUGUUCAUCGAUGAUAUCCUGAUCUACUCUGAGAGCAGAGAAGAGCAUGCAGAGCAUCUAAGAGUGGUGUUGGGGAUUCUCAGGGAACACCAGUUGUAUGGGAAGUUAUCAAAAUGUGAAUUCUGGUUGGAGGAAGUACAAUUUUUGGGCCAUGUGAUCUCAGCCCAAGGAAUAGCAGUUGAUCCGGCUAAGAUCGAGAUAGUGGUGAAGUGGGAGAGACCCUAG
This is a messenger RNA of Vigna unguiculata (cowpea), 1578 nucleotides long. NCBI's taxonomy places the organism in Eukaryota, Viridiplantae, Streptophyta, Magnoliopsida, Fabales, Fabaceae. The record is from RefSeq and is a predicted model, not a curated record.